AUGAGCGCCGCCGCGGCCAACGUCGCCGUCAUCGGAGCCGGAAUGACGGGCGCCGUGUGCGCGUCGCUCCUAGCCGCGCGUGGGGUGGCGGUGACGCUCUUCGACUCCGGCCGCGGCCCCGGCGGCCGCAUGGCGCAGCGGAGGGAGGUGAUGGACGACGGCACGGAGCUGCGGUUCGACCACGGCGCGCCCUACUUCACCGUCAGCAACGACGAGGUCGCCCGGGUCGUGGGCGGGUGGGAGGCGCGGGGGCUCGUCGCCGAGUGGAAGCCCAUGUUCGCCUGCUUCGAUCGGGAGACCGGCAAAUUCAGAGACUUCGAUAAGGUUCUGGAGGGAACCAUGAAGAAGUAUGUUGGAGUUCCAGGCAUGAACUCAAUAUGCAAAUCCCUGUGUCAAGAGGAUGGUGUGGUGACCAAAUUUGGUGUCACUAUUGGAAAGAUGGAUUGGCUUCAAGAUAGGAGCUCAUGGUCUUUGGCUAGCUUGGAUGGCAAAGAUCUUGGCAGUUUUGAUUUUGUUGUGGCAACAGAUAAGAACAUAGCCUCACAAAAAGUUUCUGGGUUGACUGGAAAGCCACCGCCUCUUGAUUUGUCAGUAUUUCCACACUUGUCAGCAAUGAUUCAAGAUAUCCCAGUUCGCCCCUGUUUUGCUCUGAUGUUAGCGUUCUCAGAGCCUCUUGCGAUGGUACCUGUCCAAGGGUUCUCUUUCUACAAUUCUGAUUCUCUAAGCUGGGCCUUUUGUGAUAGUAGUAAGCCAGGACGUCAUGUACCUCCUAAUAGCCAAUCGUGGGUGUUGCGUUCAACCACCGAGUAUGCUUCUAAGGUAAUAGAAAGUAUGGGUCCCCGGAAACCUUCAGCAGAUGCCCUUGCUAAGGUUGCAGAGGAACUGUUCAGAGAAUUUCAGGCUACAGGACUGAACAUUCCACAGCCAAUCUUUAUGAAAGCUCAUAGAUGGGGUGGUGCUUUCCCAGCAAUUUCUAUUGGCGGUGAUGAUAAGUGUGUCUGGGAGAAGAACAUGAAAUUGGCUAUCUGUGGAGAUUUCUGCGCUAGUCCAAGUGUCGAAGGGGCUGUCCUUAGUGGCAUGAGAGGAGCUUCCAAAAUCCUUGGAUGUUUAAACUUACCAUCAGGGUUGUGA
Messenger RNA from Triticum turgidum subsp. durum (durum wheat), 1131 nucleotides. The record is from the annotation of a GenBank genome assembly. NCBI's taxonomy places the organism in Eukaryota, Viridiplantae, Streptophyta, Magnoliopsida, Poales, Poaceae.